ACGUUCCUUUCGGGCACGCGAUGCGGUAACUUCCACUUCUCUCCAUCAUCACUCCUUCAUCUCUGCCUUCUGCGUCACUCUCGCGCACCACUCGACUGUCUUGUCUGACACCAUCCCCGCCCUCCAGCCCUCUUUCUCUCCCCCGACUCCGCCGUAAUGGCGGCACCUCCUGUCGAUGAAAAGCUGGCCGCACCACUGUCCACACCACCAAUCCUCCCCUCCACCCUUCCUCCCCCGCGCACCAAUCGCUUCACCGACAGCAUCCUCGAUGUCUUUCGAUCCUUUCAAGACCGCCGGGCUGCGCUCGGCCUCUCCAACCCAGGCACCGUCGAUCGGAUAGCGCACGAGGUGCAGCGAGAUGUCCUCCUCAACAACAUCACCUUCUCUGGUUUGCGCGCCGAAUUGAACAAGAGCUUUUCCAUAUCGCCCUUGUUUCAAAUAAGUCAUGCCUUCUCCACCGGCAGCCAAUACCUUUCCCCCUACACCUUCCUCGCCCUCUACGGCACCGACAAUUUUCUCUGCCAAGCUCAACUCGACUCCGACUCCACCUUCUCUGCCCGCUUCAACACUCGCCUCACCGAUCGCUUGACAUUCAAGUCGAACGUCCAAAUGUCCCCCGCCUCCAUGGGCGGGCCGGGCGCCAGCCAACUCUCCCUCGAACAAGACUACAACGGUGCCGAUUUCACUGCUCAGCUCAAAUCUGUCAACCCCUCCAUCCUCGAAGGCUCUCUCACCGGCAUGUUCAUCGGCAGCUACCUCCAGAGCAUUACUCCGCGAUUGUCCUUGGGCCUUGAAGGCGUUUGGCAGCGUCCAGGAGCCGAGGAUCUACCCAACGCCGCGGUCAGCUAUGCGGCAAGGUACAGGAGCGACGAGUGGAUUGGCAGCCUGCAGCUCCUGACUCAGGGUGGCCUACAGGGAAGCUACUGGAGAAGAUUGACAGAUAAGGUGGAGACGGGAGUGGAUGUGAAUCUGCAGUUUGCCGGCCUGAAUAGCGCCGCGAUGAUGGGUGGGAUGAAGAACGAAGGCCUGGCGGUCCUCGGCGCCAAGUAUGAAUUCUCCCGCUCCAUCUUCCGCGCGCAAGUGGAUUCGCAGGGAAAGAUUGGCUGCGUCUUGGAGAAGAUGGUCGCGCCCCUGGUGCGCGUGACAUUUGCCGGCGAAAUGGAUCAUUGGAAGAACGCCGCCAAAAUUGGACUCGCCGUCUCCAUUGAGAAUUCCAGCGAAGAACUAAUGGAGCAGCAAGACAAGAUCUCGCCGGCUUCGCCACCGUUCUAAACGGUCGGCCUAGUCUUGCGAUUAUCCAUCCUCUUCACUCUGUAGACGACAGCCAGAGACAGCAUACCUCGGAUCGGCUGUGUGGGCGCGAAACGGCGAUUUGUGUACCUAGAAAACUCGUUGCCGUAUCGGCGCAACAAACGGCGGGUGGUCGGCAUCAGCAUAGCGUGUCAAGGGGGGUUGUGGGCGUGUCAACGUUAGAUUCCGCUUCGAUUGUGUAUGAUAGGUAGCAUUUGGAUGACAGUACAAAGGCCUUGACCAACGCG
Messenger RNA from Neohortaea acidophila, 1538 nucleotides. Its product is annotated as translocase of outer mitochondrial membrane complex, subunit TOM41. Gene Ontology annotation, cellular component: mitochondrial outer membrane translocase complex; mitochondrial outer membrane. Gene Ontology annotation, biological process: protein import into mitochondrial matrix. Gene Ontology annotation, molecular function: transmembrane protein transporter activity. The transcript is spliced from 3 exons. The record is from RefSeq and is a predicted model, not a curated record. NCBI's taxonomy places the organism in Eukaryota, Fungi, Ascomycota, Dothideomycetes, Mycosphaerellales, Teratosphaeriaceae. The coding region runs from base 157 to 1272 and encodes 371 amino acids.